This is a messenger RNA of Psilocybe cubensis, 1485 nucleotides long. Its product is annotated as Cytochrome P450 monooxygenase. The record is from RefSeq and is a predicted model, not a curated record. Lineage: Eukaryota; Fungi; Basidiomycota; Agaricomycetes; Agaricales; Agrocybaceae. The transcript has 7 exons. The coding region runs from base 1 to 1485 and encodes 494 amino acids. Gene Ontology annotation, molecular function: monooxygenase activity; heme binding; iron ion binding.
AUGGCUGCAGCCUCAGCCAGCUUCAGCCCCCUCGCUAAUAUCAUCAACAAACCAUCUGAAUGGUCAAACGAUGUGCGUGCGGCGGUUAUCAUCGCACUCUCCGUCGUUGUCUUCUCUGCGGUGUUGCUACGCCCCAGUUACGAUGGAAAGGUCUAUGAUCUUGGAGGGAUACCUAUCUUGACCGUAUGGUCAUUCUUUACCAAGAGGUACGAUUUUAUUAGGGAGCAGUUCAAGAAUAGUGGAGGGAAAACGUUCCGUUUCCGGGUACUUCAGCACCGCGUGAUUGCGUUUAAUGGAGAGCAGUCGCGAAAAGUCUACUUUAACGAGGCGGGUUUCAGCAUGUCGGAAGGCUACAGAAUCCUCAUGGGUGGUGCGCCUGAAUUAAAGGAUGCUCAUGUCCAAUCCAGCGUCACUGAUGCUGAUAUUGAGGAUGGCUUCAUAAAGCGACUAUUAUUGCUUCUCAGAAGGGACAGAAUCACCGACACUUUGCCUACUCUUCUCGAUGAUAUGCACACUCGAAUGACAGAGUGGGGGACCGAAGGAAAAAUCAACCCUUUCAGCCAACUCGUCUUCCAAAUGACCAUUCGAAUGGCAACGUGCAAGGAGCUGGCGGAAGAUCGCAAGGCGAUGAACGAUUUGGCAAAGCAUUACUGGGCCCUCGAGAAGAGUGCUACACCCGUCUCGCUUCUCCUCCCCUGGUUCCCUGGCCCCGCUAAGCGAGCAAAGGAGAAGUCGACGGUCGCACUGUACAAUCUAUUCAACUCCUUCGUAGAACGCCGCCGUAAUGCCACUGUCCCGUCCUCAGACCCCAUCGACCUCUUUAUUGCCCAAGGAGAUUCAAACGAUACUAUUAUCGGAGUACCAUGCUGGACUCUUCUCUUCCUCGGCUCAAACCCAGUGUGGAAGAAAAAAGUCGUCGAUGAGCUCAAAGCCCUCGUCGCGAACCACACCGACACCCUCUCCUCCGAGCCACUGCACAAGCGCCUCGCCGCGAUCCCGCUCAACGCUUGGGAAGAACAACUCCCAACCAUUGACCUUGCCAUCCGCGAGACGCUCAGAAUAACAGCGACCGGGUCUACCCUUAGGCGGAACAUGCACAAGGACGUCACGGUUGAUGGCGUCACUGUCAAGCGCGGAGACUUCCUGACGUACCAGCUCGCAGACGUGCAUUUGAACCCAGAGAUAUACAAGGAUCCGAUGCAGUUCGAUCCGUCACGGUUCCUUGAGGGCAGGGAGGAAGAUCGCAAGGAGACCUUUGCAUUCAUUGGCUGGGGUGUCGGCCGUCAUCCUUGUGCUGGUAUGAAAAUCGCGAAACUUGAGAUCAAGUUGAUCCUGGCUUUAAUCCUUCUUGGAUACGAGUAUGAACUCGUUGAUGGUUCCGGGAAGUACCCGAAGCAGCUUCCAACUCCAGACAGGAACGAUAUCCAGCAGGCACGACCGCUAGGAGAACCUUGCUACAUGAAGUUUAAGAAGGUUGCAGAAUAA